Styela clava is the source of this 3533-nucleotide messenger RNA. NCBI's taxonomy places the organism in Eukaryota, Metazoa, Chordata, Ascidiacea, Stolidobranchia, Styelidae. The record is from RefSeq and is a predicted model, not a curated record.
CAUUUGGGUGAAGCCUUUUUGUUGCCCUUUGUGACUGCAUGAUUUUUUUUCUCAUUUUUAUUUUACCAAAUUUUACUUUUUUUUUCAUUUCCAUUGAAAUUCAUAUGUUUCAUUUCUUUGUGGAGCGAUAUCAAAUGGGAUGUGGUGCAACUGAGUCCUUAUUUUUAAAGUCAGAUAUUAAUAUGAUGUCAUAGAGAAAAUUAUGGAAAGUUAAAUUAUCAUUUUACAAACACUUUUAAGACAUUCAUUCUCUAAAAUAGGGAGUUAUUUCUGGUUGUGAGCGGGUUACUGUGAUUAAGAAUUGUUUUUGUCAAAAUUUUGUAUCUCGUUCAUGCGAUAAUUAUUUCUGGAUACAGUAAAUGCUGAUUUGAAUAAUAGAAUGCAAUUUCACUACCAUAUUUUCCGGCUAGGUUUUAGAUUUUCUUUACCUAAUUUUCAAAUAGGUUAGUUUUCAUAAAUCUGGUGUUUGCACUGAGAUUCUAGAAUAUCUCAGCUCUUAUCUAAUGUUACCACAUUUGUGUAUGCAUUACAAGAAAAACCUAUCACCGAUACCAUAACAUGUAAUAAAUUGUGAAAACAAGGCAUCUUGACACAUUGCGCAUGUACUGUAAUGUAAUAAACAUGUCGAAAAGAGAGGGCACAUUGGCGCAUAACUGGAGAAAAAUGAGUAAAAUACAAUUGAUAAAUAUAGUGCAUAUCAGUGCUCAACUGACCAAUGGAAAAAAAAGUGACACAAACAUUCUGCCACGGCUCAUUACGCAAUAAUAUGAAGAAAAAAAAUUGUUCCGAUUAUUGGUUGAAAGAUAUAGUGUAUUAGUAAAAUUUUAGUUGAGGGAAUAGUUAAAAUAUUUUCACUUUUCAAUAUUUUUAUCUUGUAAUUUUUUAAGUAAAAUGCUCCAAUUUUGCUGAAUUACUGACACAAUCAAAUAAAUGGGGGUUUAUGUUAUUUGGUGGCUUGUUAUUUUUUCAUUGUUUUGUAUUGGCCUGGCAGUGCAUGAUUUUGUUCAUAAGCAUGUGCGGUGCACUAUCAUCCUUUUUUUUUAUAUGUGUUAUUUAUGUGCCUUUUGUUCUGGAUAUGACUCUGCAAGAGCAGCUGCUGGCUAAGAAGCUGCGGACCCAGCAUAACAAUGUAUCUUUUUAGAAUCAGUAUCUAUGUGCUAUUGCUUCAUAUAUAGUAGGCAAAGUAUUCUUCUCCUUAUAUAAAUUCAAAAACUUCUGAAAUAUUGUAAAAUUUGAAAACAACUCUUAGGGGAACCCAUGGUAAAAUUUAUUGCACCACGCUUGUCAACCGUGCUCAUCCUAAACAGUUACAAUCUUGUGGGUGUAACUUUCGAUCAUGAUUGAUUAUGUGUUCUUCUCCAUCAAGUUCAUUCAUAUGAAAUAAAAACCUGGUGAACUAUUUUCCUGUACAUUGACUAGUAACUAGACGAAAUACCAUUGUUUGCGCUUUGAAUGAUCUGUCAUAUCAGCUUAUCCAUACAAAUGAAUUUGAAAAUCAUAUACUGUAUUAGGAUAGGAUUUACAUAUUUAUCCGAGGAUAAUGGAAAUUCGAUAAGACGGCCUAAUCCAAUGAUGAACCACGGCUUUUCAUCCGAUUACCAGUCCAUGUCUGGUAUGGGAUUAGUUAGUCAAUUAUUUGUUUCAAACACAUGGACUUUGAUGGUGGAGGAAGCAGUAACCGACCAGCCGUUAUGUGAACCACCCUACGUCAGUGAGCGGCCAGCAAUACUCUCGCACAUUAUUAUCCACCGCCCUAUGGUGGUGGGAGUAUUUCUAAUGCUUAGCAUGAUGCGCCACACCGCCGUUUCAGUUUAUAUUCUGGAUCAUAAAGUGCAGACUGUUAUUGUUUUUAAUUUUUUUUUUAAAUUUUAGCAUUACAUAUUGAUGCCUAUUUGAAAGCGUAAUAUUUAUAUUUUCAGAAAAAACAAAAUCACCAUCUCCGGACGGACCUGACGACGGAAAAGAAGAAAAGGAAAAUUUGGUUAUCCAAGCGGGAGCAGGCGAAAUGGAACUUCAAGGAAGGCCAGGUGGACGAAAUCAGGGUAAUAAUCGUGGGGAUGCUGAUAAUUCAAAUGGAGACAUUGGUGUUUCGGAUUCACAAAAUCCGUCGGAGACUCCAAUUAGACAAAAAAUUUCUGGUCUCAUUGCACCUCCAGAGGACAGUGGUAAUACCGGCAAUCAGCCAGGAGACAGCCCGGACCAUCCUCAGGAGGAACAUGUAGCACCAGUAUCUCCACAUAUCGAAGGUCCGAGUGUUUCUCUUCCUGAAGAAAAUGGUGAUAACGCCAAUCUACCCAGUGAAGGCCGAGAGAAUCUUCAACGGCAACCUGAUACAACUGUAGCCCAAACUACUCAAGGUGAAACAAAUGUUCCAAAGCGGCCAACGCAACUUCAAAAUCUUGGGGAAAACUAUAGACGUAAUGAGGAAUCUGACAAUGCAAAUGAAUCAACAUUAUUAUUGCAACAAGAACAGGUAAGAUCCCAACAGAAAGUUCCCUCUCCAAUCUAUGACACAGCAGAAUUAGCAUUUGCAGAUGUAGAACCCAAUGGAACAGAAGAUCUCCCCCCGCUAAAGAAAGGUGACAUAGUUGAUCUCCCCCCGCAAAAGAACAGUGACCAUAAAGAAAAAGAUAGAUCAACUGUAAAAAUACAAAUAAACGAAUCUCAAGAUCAAGAAAACCUCAGAAAGGCUGCGAGACCUAAAAGCAUUGAAGGUGCUUCAUCAUCAAUGGAAACCAAACAAACAGUUGGGACGGAAUCUGGUGAGGGAGCAGUUGCUAAUAAAGCUAUGAAUGAAGGAAACCUUCGAAACUUAUCUACGGAAUUUCAUACAUCUUAUAGAGAACGCCAAGACUUUUUACCUGACGUGGAAGUUUGUUGUGUUGAAAGUCAUCUUCAAGAUCACAAAGUUGGAAAGACGAUGAUAGAAGCACUAGAAGACAAAAGUGAUAAAGAUCUUAAACCAUUUGUCAGGCGUCUCCUCAAAAGAACGAUAGCAGUAGAGGAAAUUGCUACAAAUCAUCAAGGAGAUAAUAGAGAAAUGAAACAUCAAUGGAUUCAAGCAGUUAUUACUCAGGCAGGGCGAAAGUUGACCCCGCAAGUUCUUUUUGAUAACACUCCCACCCACUACCAAUCUUUUAAAGAUACUUUAGAAGAUAAAUUUUUCGAAAAUCUGAAAAGAUGUGAUAAUCAUUCAUGAGAAUAUGCAUGUAAUGCAAGCAACGAAAACAAUGGAAAAAAGUGUCAAAUGACAUCACAGGAAAUGAUCGACAGAUGAGCAAGCAUGGGAGUUAAAAAUCCAACUUGGAAUCAAUGAGUCAUAAUGUGCCAAAAAAUUAUAGAACAAAGAAUGAAACAGUUCAUUAUAUUAUCUAAAGAAAAUAAAUUAUCAAAACUUUACUUUUUACGUUGCUUCUCUAUUUUUUUAUUCAUUCUUGAAAUUUAUGCUGUAUUAACAAAUUUUCAAUUCCUAGUAGUUCAGGAAUUUGUUCAAAUACUCUUUACUAUAAGUAAGUUGUUUUCAAUUUUACAGU